Pestalotiopsis fici W106-1 is the source of this 1041-nucleotide messenger RNA. Its product is annotated as arginine N-methyltransferase. The transcript has 6 exons. The coding region runs from base 1 to 1041 and encodes 346 amino acids. NCBI's taxonomy places the organism in Eukaryota, Fungi, Ascomycota, Sordariomycetes, Amphisphaeriales, Sporocadaceae. The record is from RefSeq and is a predicted model, not a curated record. Gene Ontology annotation, cellular component: nucleus. Gene Ontology annotation, biological process: peptidyl-arginine methylation. Gene Ontology annotation, molecular function: protein-arginine N-methyltransferase activity.
AUGGCUACCGGAGCAAACAUGGAUCUCGACAAGGCCGAGAGCUCUCUCAAGGGCAUGGCCCAUUCUGAGCAGCACUACUUCAACAGUUACAACCACCAUGGUAUCCAUGAGGAGAUGUUGAAAGAUGAGGUUCGCACGCGAUCCUACAUGAACGCUAUUGUCCAGAACAAGCACCUGUUCAAGGACAAGGUGGUUCUCGACGUUGGCUGUGGUACUGCCAUCCUUUCCAUGUUUGCUGCCAAGGCUGGCGCCAAGCAUGUCAUUGGUGUCGACAUGUCAACCAUCAUCUUCAAGGCCAAGGAGAUUGUCGCCAAGAACGGUCUGUCUGACAAGAUCACCCUGAUCCAGGGCAAGAUGGAGGAGAUUGAGCUGCCUUUCCCCAAGGUCGACAUCAUCAUCUCCGAGUGGAUGGGCUACUUCCUCCUGUACGAGUCCAUGCUUGAUACUGUCUUGUACGCCCGUGACAGAUACCUGAACAAGGACGGUCUGAUCUUCCCCGACAAGGCAACCAUCUUUGCAUGCGGUAUUGAGGACGGCGAGUACAAGGAUGAGAAGAUUGGAUUCUGGGAUAACGUUUAUGGCUUCGACUACACCCCUCUGAAGGAGACUGCUCUGGCCGAGCCCCUUGUCGAUACUGUCGAAGUCAAGGCGGCCGUGACGGAGCCUGUCGCCAUCCUGUCGCUCGACCUGUACACCUGCACCGUGGCCGAUCUGGCCUUCAACGUUCCCUUCAAGCUGCCCUGCCGCCGCGACGACUUUGUCCACGCCCUGGUGGCCUGGUUCGACAUUGACUUUACCGCCUGCCACAAGCCCGUCCGCUUUUCCACUGGCCCGCAUACCAAGUACACCCACUGGAAGCAGACCGUCUUUUACUUCAAGGACGUCUUGACUGUCACCCAGGGAGAGGAGGUCGAGUGCGAGCUUGAUGUCCGCCCCAACGAUAAGAACCGUCGCGACCUGGACAUCAAGGUCAAGUACCGCCUGGAGACUCAGGACCCGACAAGACAGGCCCAAGGAGAGUGCGAGUACAAGAUGUGCUAG